AUGUACUACAGGAGCGAGAGACGGGUCCGCCGGCUGCUGAGGAGGAGGAGGAGGAGGAGGGAGGAGGGAGGGGGAGGGGGGAGGAGGAGGAGGAGGAGGGAGGAGGAGGCGACGGACGCGCGUCUCGGGAGGAGGUGUAUCGUUAAUACUGCUGGGGCGUGUGUGGAGGGACCCUGCCUCCGGUCGCCGGUGGUAGGUGGCAGGUCGUCUAUCUACCGCAUGCAUGUCUCUACGUGCCGCUUGCCCCCGCCCGGCGUCAGUCGCCCCACCAUUAAAAACUUACAACUACAAAUUGCACGAACACAACCGUCAACGUCUUUUUAA
This is a messenger RNA of Danaus chrysippus (African queen), 324 nucleotides long. The record is from the annotation of a GenBank genome assembly. Lineage: Eukaryota; Metazoa; Arthropoda; Insecta; Lepidoptera; Nymphalidae.